Chrysochloris asiatica (Cape golden mole) is the source of this 723-nucleotide messenger RNA. RefSeq names its product T cell immunoreceptor with Ig and ITIM domains (gene TIGIT). Gene Ontology annotation, biological process: negative regulation of interleukin-12 production; positive regulation of interleukin-10 production; negative regulation of T cell activation. NCBI's taxonomy places the organism in Eukaryota, Metazoa, Chordata, Mammalia, Afrosoricida, Chrysochloridae. The record is from RefSeq and is a predicted model, not a curated record. The coding region runs from base 1 to 723 and encodes 240 amino acids. Gene Ontology annotation, cellular component: cell surface. Gene Ontology annotation, molecular function: signaling receptor binding. The transcript is spliced from 4 exons.
AUGCAGUGGUGUCUCCUCCUCAUAUGGGCUCAGGGCCUAAGGCAGGCUACUCUUCCUGCAUCAGGAGCUAUGGCAGGGAGCAUAGUAACCACCGGCAACAUUUCUGCAGAGGAAGGCGGUUCUGUCACUUUGCGAUGCCAACUCUCUUACACCAUGGCCACAGUGAUCCAGGUCAACUGGAAGCUGCUGGACCAAACUCUGGCCAUUCACCACACUGAAUUUGGGUGGAACAUCUACCCAGCCUUCAGUAAACGAGUGAUUCCGGGGCCUGGCCUGGACCUCACGCUACAGCGGCUGACCAUCAACAAUACAGGGGAAUACUUCUGCAUCUAUUAUACCUUCCCGGAUGGAAUUUAUCAAGGAAGACUCUUUCUGGAGGUCCUAGGAAGCUCAGUGGCCAAACGCAACGCUGGAUUCCAGAAGUUCUGGCUUGGCGCCAUGGUCACAGCCCUGGUGUGCUGCACAGCUGUCAUCGUGGUGGUGGCAUUGUUUAGAAAGAAGAGAGCUCUUCAAAUCCAUUCUGCAGAAAGCGGAACACCAUCUGAACAGGAGAAUUGGCAUCCCGGUACUCCCUCAUCCUCUGGAAACGAUAUCCAGGUAGCUGCCCCUGCCAACCUCCACAGAGAACAGAUGGAAGGUGACUAUGCUGAGCCACACGACUACUUUAAUGUCCUUAGUUAUCGAAGCCUGGGGAGCUUCAACUUUCUGGCCCAGACUGGUUAA